AUGAUGACAAAUCGUGAAGAAGAAAGAGAUUUUAGUGAUAAAAACCUAUCAUUAAAUUCUAAUUUAAAUCCUGUAAAUAUUGAAAGUAAAGAAGGAGAAAAGAAAUAUCGUCUCGAAGAUAUAAGAUCUAUUAAAAUAUAUCCUAAAAAUGAUGAUGAGUAUAGUAGUAAUGAUGAGAAUGAUAUAUCUGAUAUAGUAUAUCUACCUGAAAUUUCAAGUAUUAAAAGAAAAGAAGAUAAAUUUUAUCAACAAUUUUUACCGAUUGGUAACGGAAUUUACAAUGGUACAAUUAAUAAAGAAUUCUUACGUGAAGGACAAGGAACAUAUAGUAUUAAUAAUGGAGAAGAAUAUUAUUCUGGUUCAUGGAAAGAUGAUAAACCUGAUGGAUAUGGUUUUAAUUUAAAAAAUCAUGGUACAAUUAUUUAUUAUGGUGAAUUUCAAAAGGGAAUACUUAAAGAAGGUUAUGGAAAAGAACAAUUACCCAAUGGAUAUGAAUAUGAAGGUAAGAUUAAAGAUGAAAAAUUCCAUGGUCUUGGAAGUUUAUCAAUUAAAGUAAGUGGUCUGACAGAAAUAAAUCAAUCGGGUAUAGAAAAAGAUAUUCUUAAACUUGUAGCUGAAUGGAAAGAAGGAAACAUAGAAUUUAUUUAUAUAAAUGAUAUUGAACAAUAUUAUAUAAAUCAAUAUGAAAGUUUUUGUAAUAGUUUAGAAUCUAUACUUUUAUUAAAUAAUAAUGAAUAUCAACAAAAACAAAGAGAAUAUCUUCUAAAUUUUAUUGAUUUAUUUGAAAAACGUCUUUCAAAUCUUAAUUUAUUAAAUGAAAUAGUUACUAAUCCUCAUCUACCUAGAGUAUUAAAAUCAUCAGCUGAUCUUUUAUUUAAAUUAGAUCAUAGUUAUACAAAUUUAAAUAAAUAUACGAAAACAGAUACAAAAAAAAAUUAUAAUGAUUAUAUUAAUAAUAUAUGUCAAAGAGGUUUAAAAAACUAUGCUCGAAGAUUAUCAUGGUCUGAAGAUGAAAACAAUAUUUAUUGUAUUUCAUCAAAAAUUAUCUUUGAUAAUAGUUUAGAUAAUUUUCUAAUUAAAUCUCAAUUAUCUGAUUUAAAAGAAAUACUUCAUUUUAAUCCAUAUAUUAUUGAUUUAAUUAAAAAAUUAAUACGUUUUGCUAAUGAAAGAUUAAUUCGAAUUUCUUCUGAAUAUCGAACACAAUUUAUUGAAAUUCAUACAAAAUUUUUACAAUAUAUAUGGAAAAAUUAUUUUCAAAAUUUAGAUUAUAAUUCAAUUCCUCAUAGAUUCGAUUAUGAAAAUAAUGAAAAAUAUUAUUUUUAUUCAAAUUGUUAUUCAAAUUUAUUAGAACUUUCAUUAUUAUAUGAAUUUGAAAUUGAAAUUGAAAUUGAAUCAAAAAAAUUAGAAGAAAAUUCUACGAAUAGUUCUAUUAUAGUAAAACUUAAUGGAGAAAAUGUUUUUCAUAAAUCAUUAAAUGAUAAUCAAUCAAAUAUAAAUGUUAUUGUCUUUGAUCAGAAAAUUGCUAUAAAAAAAUUAGAACGAGUUUUCAAUACAGAAAAAACUGAUCUUAUUCAAUUUAUUCUAGAAGAUGUUGAUCCUAAUGCUAUUGUGGUUUUUAUUUUAUCAUAUCAUUCAAUGAAGAAUUUAAGUUCUGAUAUUAAGAACUUUUUCAAGAAGUUAGGUAGUAUUAGAAUCAAUAGAUUAAAAGAAAAUAUGACUUGGGUCUUUAUGAAAAAGAUAAAUGAUUCGCAAAUAUAUGAAGAUAUUAGUUUCAAUGAUGAACAAAGAAUAUUAAUAAAAGAAAAUUUUCAAUUUAAAUUAAAUGAAAAUAUUUUAGUAGAUGAGAAAAUUAAUAAAAAUCAUAUUGAAUCAAUUAUCUAUAAAGUAAUGAAAUUUUCUUUAAAUAAUUUUAAACCAUGGUUGAAUAUUGAAGUUAAGAAAUGGUCUGAAUAUUUAAAUCAACCUAUUCAUCAAAAUAUUUCUAUUAAAGAGAUAGGAGAUAAAAUUUUACUUAAAGUUUUGCAAGAUUCUAAAAAUCAUAUUUUGAACUCUUUGAAAGCAAAAAAUCCAUUUCAUCAUAUUAUAAAUAUGAACGAUAAAUAUUUAAAACAAUUUUCUGAGCAUUUAGAAUCAUUGAUAGUUUAUUAUCAGGAUAGUUUAUUGAAAGAUAAGAAUUUCAAUUAUCAAAGUAAAAUGAAAGAGAUUAAGAAAAUAGUUGAUUAUUUUUUACAAAUUUCAAUAAAUAAAAAUUCUAAAAUUCGAGAUAUAACUGAAUUACAGUUAGAAUCAAUUAGAGAAUUUAUUGAAGGAAAACAAAGUAUUACAGAAGUUAUUGAUCAUUUUCUUAAUUUUAAUGUAGAAUUUUUCAAAUUAUUUCAAAUUUUUCAAGAAAAAUUUUCGUCCGAAUUACAUUCCGAAUUUCAUAAAAAUGCUUCAAAAAUCAUAUCUUUAAUAAUAGAUAUUUUUAAAUUGAUUCUUCAACCAGAAAAAGAAGAUACGAGAAAUUACUCCGACGUAUUAAAGAAAUAUAAAGUUUCUAAUUUAGGAGCUGCUUUGCGAAAAUCAGUUUUUGAAGAAGAAAUGACUGAUAUUAAAAUUUUAUUAGAAGCAAGUGCAGACAUCAAUGAGCAAGAUGAUGAAUCUAAAAAAACCGCUUUACAUUGCGCAGUUGAAAGAGAGAACAAAUAUAUUAUUUCAUAUCUUCUAGAAAAAGGUGCGAAUAUAGAAAUAAAAGAUAAAAACAAGCUAAGUCCAGUUGAUUAUGCUCAUAAAUAUGGAAUCGAUCUCAAUUCUUUAUUAUAUAAUAUUCAAAAUAAUAAAAAAGAUAAUCUAAAUAAAUUUGAAAAUAAGUUAUUUGCUAUGCAAAAAAUAAAUAAUUUUCUAACUAAUUUAGGAUCAUUAGAUAUGAAUUGGUUUGUAGAACGACAACAGAUUAAUAAUUUUGAUCCCAUUUUAUUUAAAAAAGUCGGAGAAAAUGAUAUUUAUAAAGUUUUACAAAUCAAUAAAGCAAAAAAAAACGUAAAUAAUCCAUGUUCUCAUUAUGUGUUAGAGACAAUCAUAGAAUUAUUAGAAAUUAUUAAAAAUGUAAAGAUAAUUAAUCAAGCAAGUUUCAUAGAAAUGAUUAAAUUGAGAGCGGAAUUAAUAAUGGCUAUAGGAAAAUCAUUUAAAUAUUUUAAUGACCAAAUAAAAUAUAAUAGUUUAUCAAAAUUUAAAGAAGAUUGUGUUAUACCAUUUAAAUAUGUAACAAUCGAUAAUGAAUCUUAUGAAAUAUUUUAUGAUAAAUUAGAAAAAAUUGAUUUAUAUUUUUUAUACAAUAGAAAACUAAAAGAAAUAACACUUGAUCAAGCUUUAAAAUUAUUUCAAGAAAAAAAUGAUACUUUGUCAGGAAUUGAUAAGAUUAAAAAUGCAUUUUUAGAAUAUGAACAAUUAUUUAGAAAGUAUUUCGAUGAUAUUAUUAAUAAAAAAACUUCGAUUAAACAUAUAAUUGAAAAGACUAAAAAAAUUGCUAAUAAAUCGAAUUUUAAAAAAGAAACUAUUCCAACUAUCAUUGCUGGAUUAUCAAUUGUAUUUUCUUUAAUGGUCUCUGAUUUUAUCGAAAAACAUCAUGGAGAAUAUGUAUUAAAAGACAAAUAUAAUAGAAAUUAUUUAUUACAGCCUCAUUGUAUUCAAAUUCUUGGAAUAUUAAUGCUAUUAGAUAUUGAUGGAAAUACGAAUUCAUUACCUCCUAAUCAUCUUGCUGAAAUUUUAACUGGACAAGAAAAAUCUUGGACAUUAGCUCUUUUAGGAGGAUAUUUUAGUUUAAUUGGAUAUCAAGUUACAGUUAGUUGUUAUAGUAAUUAUUUAUCUCGAAGAGAUGAAAAUGAUUUUAAAAAAAAUUUAGAACCUUUUAAUUUUACAAAUUAUGUUAAAUAUAGAACAUUUGAAACAAUGUGUGAUGAGAAAUUAUCUAAUAAGAAUAGUAAUAAAACUUUAAGGAAUAUAGUUUCAGACAUUAUAUCAGGAGAAAAAUUAUCUCCUAUAAAUAUUAAAAAAAAUCAAGAAGAAAAAUCAAUUCUAUUAAUUGAUGAAGUUGAUGUAUUUUUUUCACAUCAAUUUGGUAAAAUGUAUAAUCCAGUAGUUACAAUUAAGAAUAAACAUAUUGCUCAAAUUCAAAAAGAUAUUUGGGAAUACAUAAUGACUAAUAAAUCUGAUGAAAGUCAAUUGAAAACUCUCUUUGAGACAAAAUUAUUUAGUUUAAUUGAUAAAGAUAAACUACUAUCAUAUUUAGCACAUUCAAAUAUAUUAAAAAAUCAUUUAGAAGAGAUGAUCAAUACUGCUCUAAAUAUUCAUAAUAAUAUAAAUAAGUUUAAAGAUAAAUUUAAAAUCAUAGAUAAUGUUAUAAGUACUAAAAAUUUAGAUGGAAAAUAUUCAAAUAUUAUUUAUCAAUAUGAAAAUAGUUUUUAUUAUUUAAAAUUAAUGUAUGAAAAACAAGAAAGUUUUAAAGAAGUUAUUUUAAAUGAAAAUAAUUUUGGAUAUAUUGUGAUUAAUUGUGGAAAUAUUUCUUAUUCUGAAUUACCAAAUUCUUUUAAUGGAAUAUUUGGUGUUAGUGAAAGUUUAAAAGAUUUAUCUGAUGCAGAAGAAUCUUUAUUAAAACAUUAUAAUAUUCAUAAAAGAUCUUAUUGUCCAUCAUUUUUUGGUAAAUCAAAAUCAAAAUUAAAUUUUAAUAAAAAUAAUGAUUUUAUUAUAAAAAAUUGUAAAAAAGAUUGGUUUGAUAAUAUUGUUACUAAUACUCGAAAAAAAAUUGCUGAACAUCGAUCUAUUUUAAUAUUUUUUAAAAAUGAAAAGAUUCUUGAUGAAUUUUAUAAUUCUUAUUCAGAAGAUUUAGGUGUUAUACCAUUUUUUAUUACUCAAAAUAGAAUUUUUGAUAGUAAAGAAGAAAAAGAUUAUAGUGAUAAUAAUGUUAAUAAAUUAAUUACAGAUGAAUAUGCUGGACAUCAUGGAAAAGUUACUUUAUUAACUAAAGAAUUUGAACGUGGUGUUGAUUUUCAAUCAGAAACAAAAGUUAAUGAAAAAGGUGGUAUUCAUGUUAUUCAAACAUUUUUUUCUGAAAAUAUUAAAGAAGAAAUUCAAAUUAAAGGACGAACAGCAAGAAAAGGUGAAUUAGGUAGUUAUGAAUUAAUUUUAUGUCUAGAACAUCUUCAAGAAUCUGAAUUUGAAGGAGGAAAAACUCCAAAAUAUAAGGCUAUAACAAAUGAUACAACUUAUGAUGAAUUAGAUAGUCAAAGAAAAGAAAAAACUAAUUCUUUUUGUCAAGAUAAAUUAAAACAAAUUGAAAAAAAUCAAGAAAUUCAUAAUCGUACAUUAGCAUUUUUUCAAAAGGCAAUAAGUGAAUGUAAUGAUGAAAAUCGAGAGAUUUUUAUUCAAGAAAUUAUACAAUUAAGAUCAUAA
This is a messenger RNA of Rotaria sp. Silwood1, 5427 nucleotides long. NCBI's taxonomy places the organism in Eukaryota, Metazoa, Rotifera, Eurotatoria, Philodinida, Philodinidae. The record is from the annotation of a GenBank genome assembly.